This is a messenger RNA of Gongylonema pulchrum, 204 nucleotides long. The record is from the annotation of a GenBank genome assembly. Lineage: Eukaryota; Metazoa; Nematoda; Chromadorea; Rhabditida; Gongylonematidae.
AGAAUGGAAGGUUUAUCGGGUACUAUCAAAGGACCAAGAGGUAGCCCUGUAAAAGCACCAGUGAAGCUUCUAGUAGGUAAUACUGCCUAUACCACAACUGUUGAUGGAUAUUAUUAUUUAUGGCUACCGCCUGGAACAUAUAAAAUUCAGGUUCAUAAACAAGGUUACAUACCAUCUGUGCUUUCCACUAAGCAGGCGCAUUGA